GCCGCCGCCGCUCAGCUCCCCGGCGCGUCCAGGACCCGCUGCGCCACGCGCGCCAUCCCCGGACCCGGCGUGCUUGCCGCGAGGAGCUGGACCCCGCCGUAGGACCUCCUCGCCCCCGCGUCCUGCGGCCGUCGCCACCCGCGGCCAGGGCCCCGGAGCCAGCGCGACUGCCUUCGCCCCAGCCCCGAGACCCUCCGCCUUCCCGAGCGAGCGCCAUGGACGCCCCGGGGCCACAGCCCGACCCCGACGGCGGGGACGCCCCAGGCCACGAGCCCGGGGGCAGUCCCCAGGACGAGUUCGACUUCUCCAUCCUCUUCGACUAUGACUAUCUGAAUCCCAUCCCAGAAGAACCGAAUGCACAUAAGGUCGCCAGCCCACACUCCGGAAUCUACCCCGAUGAUGUCCCGGACUAUGGCCCCAAGCCCUACAGCCCCCUGGCCAGUUUCCCGGGCGAGCCCCCCGGCCGGUUCGGAGAGCCGGGUAGGGUCGGGCCCCCGAACUUUCUGAGCCCGGCCAAGCCAGCGGGGGCCUCGGGCCUGAGCCCUCGGAUCGAGAUCACUCCGUCCCACGAACUGAUGCAGGCAGGGGGGUCCCUCCGCGCCAGGGACUGCGCCCUGCCGGUGGAGCCGCCGGCGGCCGGCCCGAGGUUCACGCUGCCCGUGCCCGGCUUCGAGGGCUACCGCGAGCCGCUUUGCUUGAGCCCCGCUAGCAGCGGCUCCUCUGCCAGCUUCAUUUCCGACACCUUCUCCCCCUACACCUCGCCCUGCGUCUCGCCCAAUAACGGCGCGCCCGACGACCUGUGUCCGCAGUUUCAAAACAUCCCUGCUCAUUAUUCCCCCAGAACCUCGCCAAUAAUGUCACCUCGAACCAGCCUCGCCGACGACAGCUGCCUGGGCCGCCACUCGCCCGUGCCCCGUCCGGCCUCGCGCUCCUCGUCGCCCGGCGCCAAGCGGAGGCACUCGUGCGCCGAGGCCCUGGUCGCCCCGCGGCCCGCAGCCUCGCCCCAGCGCUCGCGCAGCCCCUCGCCGCAGCCCUCGCACGCGGCGCCCCGGGACGGCGCUCCCCCGGCCGCGCUCGGCCCCGCGGGGCCCGCCGUGCUCAUGGACGCGCUCAGCAGCCUCGCCGCGGACUCGCCCUGCGGGAUCCCCCCCAAGAUGUGGAAGACCAGCCCGGACCCCGCGCCCGUGGCGGCCGCCCCGGCCAAGGCCGGCCUGCCCCGCCACAUCUACCCGGCCGUGGAGUUCCUGGGGCCCUGCGAGCAGGAGGAGCGCAGGAACUCGGCCCCCGAGUCCAUCCUGCUGGUGUCGCCCACCUGGCCCAAGCAGCUGGUGCCGGCCAUUCCCAUCUGCAGCAUCCCAGUGACCGCGUCCCUUCCGCCCCUCGAGUGGCCACUCUCCAAUCAGUCGGGCUCCUAUGAGCUGCAGAUUGAGGUGCAGCCCAAGCCACAUCACCGGGCCCACUAUGAGACGGAGGGCAGCCGAGGGGCUGUCAAAGCCCCCACAGGAGGCCACCCUGUGGUUCAGCUGCACGGCUACAUGGAGAACAAGCCGCUGGGGCUCCAGAUCUUCAUUGGGACGGCCGACGAGCGGAUCCUCAAGCCGCACGCCUUCUACCAGGUGCACCGGAUCACGGGGAAAACCGUCACCACCACCAGCUACGAAAAGAUCGUGGGCAACACCAAGGUCCUGGAGAUCCCCCUGGAGCCCAAGAACAACAUGCGGGCAACCAUCGACUGCGCCGGGAUCCUGAAGCUGCGCAAUGCGGACAUCGAGCUGCGCAAGGGCGAGACGGACAUCGGCAGGAAGAACACCCGUGUGCGCCUGGUGUUCCGCGUGCACAUCCCCGAGGCCAGCGGCCGCAUCGUCUCCCUGCAGACGGCGUCCAACCCCAUCGAGUGCUCCCAGCGGUCCGCCCAUGAGCUGCCCAUGGUGGAGAGACAGGACAUCGACAGCUGCCUGGUCUAUGGGGGCCAGCAGAUGAUCCUCACGGGCCAGAACUUCACGGCCGAGUCCAAGGUCGUGUUCACGGAGAAGACCACAGAUGGGCAGCAGGUCUGGGAGAUGGAAGCCUCCGUGGAUAAAGACAAGAGCCAGCCCAACAUGCUUUUUGUCGAGAUCCCUGAGUAUCGGAACAAGCACAUCCGCACCUCCGUGAAGGUGAACUUCUACGUCAUCAAUGGGAAAAGAAAACGAAGCCAACCUCAGCACUUCACCUACCACCCAGUCCCAGCCAUCAAGACGGAGCCCACUGAUGAGUAUGACCCUUCUCUGAUCUGCAGCCCCGCCCCCGGGGGCCUGGGGAGCCAGUCUUAUUACCCACAGCACCCCAUGGUGGCCGAGUCCCCCUCCUGCCUCGUGGCCACCAUGGCUCCCUGCCAGCAGUUCCGCUCAGGGCUCUCGUCCCCUGAUGCCCGCUACCAACAGCAGAACCCAGCGGCCGUCCUCUACCAGCGGAGCAAGAGCCUGAGCCCCAGCCUGCUGAGCUACCAGCAGCCGACCCUCAUGGCCGCACCCCUGUCCCUCGCGGACGCCCACCGCUCCGUGCUGGUGCAUGCCGGCUCCCCGGGGCAGAGCUCGGCCCUGCUCCACCCCUCCCCGGCCAGCCAGCAGGCGCCCCCAGUGAUCCACUACUCGCCCGCCAACCAGCCGCUGCGCUGCGGGAGCCACCAGGAGUUCCAGCACAUCAUGUACUGCGAGAACUUCCCGCCAGGCGCUGCCCGGCCCGGCCCGCCUCCCGUCAGUCAAGGGCAGAGGCUGAGCCCUGGCUCCUACCCCACCGUCAUCCAGCAGCAGAAUGCCACAAGCCAAAGAGCCGCCAAAAACGGACCCCCGGUCAGUGACCAAAAGGAAGUAUUACCUGCGGGAGUGACCAUUAAACAGGAGCAGAACUUGGACCAGGCCUACUUGGACGAUGAGCUGAUAGACACACACCUUAGCUGGAUACAAAACAUAUUAUGAAACAGAAUGACUGUGAUCUUUGAUCCAAGAAACCAAAGUUAAAGUCAAUGAAAUUAUCAGGAAGGAGUUUUCAGGACCUCCCUCCAGAAACCAGACGUAGAAGCAGCCAUCAUCGCAAGACAUUCGUGCCUCGGACCCCCACCUGGAGCCCUCGCCGCCCUCGCUUCUGUCCUUCUCUGUUCAUCUCCUGGCCAGAGGCCCCACGGGAGCCGUGCUCGGGCCAGCUGCUGGCGCAGGAGCUUGCCGCCUCUCUCUGGAAACGCCAGAGCACCUCUUCCUUUUGAAUUUCGAGUCCCAAAGACCAUCCCGGUUGACCUUCACAGUGACCCAUCUGGAUAUCAAGUGCCUGCUGACCAGAACCACAUUGUGAAUGUGGCGGGAAGCUGGAACUCGCCCGAGACCGGAGUGGCUGGAGUUGGAGGGGAAGGGCUGGGGACGAGGUGGGCCCUGAUGGAGCCCCAGACCCUGCGUUCACUUUUCCAGGUUCUGGGAACAGCUCCCGGCCCUUUUGAGGGAGACAGGGCCUGAGAGCAACCACGGGAAUGUGGCCGCCGAGUCCAGCUGAUGGCUGACGAACCCCACACCCUCGAGGCCGAGGCUGAGUCUGGACCGUUGUCCGUGGUGCUCUCCUCACAGCGGGCCACAGCGGGAGCUUUAUUUUGGAAUUUUCUCCUUCCAAAGCAAACUGCCUUGCCCAGACUAGAUCCCCAGUCACGACUCCUCGGUGUUGACGUGUACACGGUUGUUAUUUUUAUUCUAUGCUUCAAAGAGCUGGCCAAGGAGGCUGGGGGCUGGACCUUCUUGGCCAGCAGCUGUCUCCCCCUGCUGCCCACAGCCAGCGCUAGUGUCCCGGAUGGGGCGCUGCCCGGCCUGCUGCCGCUGUCCACUGUGCUCCUCGAGAGUCCUCCCCGUCUUCCUCCCGGCCAGCACACUCAUGGAGUAUCUAGGAGAGCCUCAGGCCUGCGUAUUGAAUGUCAGGGACGAGGCGGAAGGGCCACAGCAGCAAGAAAAAAAAAAGUGCAAGAUUUUCGUCCAAAACACCCAAGUACAAGAUCAAACAAAAGGGUUGGAUUCCCUCUCUGCUCCAAACUCAAGAGUAAAACAGGGAGCCUCAGGCGCUGGCCCCCAGGAUCAUGGGUGGCUUUUACCCGAGUCCAUUUAAAGCUCCCCUCAACCCCAAGCGCUGGCCCUAGCACCCCUCCUGCAUGAGCAGAGCGUCCAACAGCAGCAGGUCUGUGUGAUCCCCAGCUGCACAAGGCCCUGCACAGGAUUGCUCCUUGGGUGCCGUUUCUGCAGAUGAAACCCUGGGCUUUCUUGGCAGGUGGUUAUCACACAGAUGUGCAUGAUGGCAUUUAUCACAGGCACCAGGACAAGCUGGGCUUUCUCUCUCGGCCGUUCAGUCGAUUCCUUAGCAGUCAACCACAAAGUGGAAAUAUCCUCAGCCUGUACUUGGAGGGGUUUCUCAGUCCAGUCUGUUUUACCCAAGGCCUAGGAGGAGAGCCCGGCUGUUAAGCAUGCACAGUGGCUUUUCUAAGUCCCUGCUAGCCAUGGGUAAGCCUUCCCGAGAGCCGGGCCCGGCAUGGCUGGUGCGCUCCACAGAGGAUGAACACCCAGUUCUGCUCUGUGCCCCCGGGGGUGUGGACCUUCUAGGUUGAUGCGGAGCAUUUAUUUCUCCUAUGAGCAGCAGACCUGAUCACCUACCCCCUGCGGAAUCGGGUAGAGUCCCUUUGAUGCGCAGAAUGCCAGGAAGAAGCGGAGCACCGCCACAGAGCUUCUGUGAUGCCGAAUUCUUCCUCAUUAACAAAGAAAAGUCCCCUCUAGCAGCUUUACCUAAGGCAUUCCCUCUCCAGCAGUACUUACUUUGCUGGGGCAGAGUUUCAAGGGCUGGCUGAGUGGUUUGCUGUCACUUGGCCUGGCUGGGAGCCAUUUUUUGCACAUGAGGGAAUCAAGCCUUUCCUCAGUUGUCUGAAUGUUUUACCCAAGUGCCUUCCUGCAAUUGUCGCAAAGGAGCUCGGCUUCCCCGUCCAUGGGGCGAGAGAGGGACUAACACAUUUUCCAGCCACCUUCUCACCAUGGUUGCAAAAAGGGCUUCCUGGCAGCUCAGGCGUGCGUGCGUGUGUGCGUGAUGCAUAAAUAUAACCCCCUUUCUCCAGGACUGCUGGAGACAAAGUAUUUUCAUAGCAACUGAACCGAACAGCAGAGGAAAGGAAGCGUUUGUCUAGAGACACAAGCAGGCCAGAGAAAGUAUAUCCGGAACCGACGGCUUCAAAGGUUUUGUUUUGUCCGUCGUCGUCAAUGCCAGGAGGAAGCUCGGCCGAGAGUAAAUCGUGCGAGAAAUAUUUUCAGCAAGGGAAGAGGCAGUAAGAUCCUCCAAGAGGACGAGACAGUAAGGGCGGCUAAAUGGGAAAGAUGGGUAUGUCGCAGGUGUCAGAGGGACCCCAGGCAAGUCGAGGUCUGUACGUGCCACAUCACGGCCACGUACGUUAUGUUGCGCUGGCAAAUCCGUCAGGUUGCUGAAUGUACUGUUCUUCUAAAGUUUGCAAGUCUUCCUGCGUUAUACAAAAAUACUGCUGCUUGAUAAUAUAUAUGGCAAUCCAGAUUAAUUAGUAUGUUAUUAAAUUUUAUUUUCUUACCUGUAUUUUUAUGCUUUUUUUUUUAAUCUGCCCUCAAAAUAUUGCAUUCCUGAAUUAGAAAAUAUUUAUAAAUGGUCAGAAAUCUUUUUAAGUGUCUCUUUUUACAUAUAUGUUGAUUAUUUUUCUGUAAGAGAAAUGGUGUAUUCUUGAAAACUUUUUGUAAAUCAUUCCAGGAAACAAACCAAAAUCCCCACAUCUGGGCCUGGUGGGUGCUUAGGGUAGCAGGAGCCAGCACCUCAGACAAGAAAGGGGACGGUUCUGUGGAAGAAGAAUCCAUCCUUUUCUUGCCCAAGAGUGGUGCUUGCUUUCUGCAGGCCGAGCCUGGGUUUUGUCACCGAGAAUUGUAAAUAAACGAUCUAGAUGGUGAUUUUUUGAUAUUUAAAGCAACAACAGAACCCUGCCUGCGUAGUAAUGGAAUCCAGAGAGUUCCUACUGACAGGACCCCAGGUGCAGGCUGAUCUGGACAGAGUUGAGCAAAUCAGAGUCCUGAUAGGUGACCCCAUAUGCAUUAUCCACAGGACCUCCGCAGUUUUCCCACACAGACGUCACCAAGGACGAACUGAGCCGCUCCCUCCAGGAAUGUUGGAGCGCUGCUCUGCAGACCUGCAUCCAACAGCCAAGACAUCUGUCUCAGCGAGCCAGCCUCGGCCAGGGCUGGAGCUGUCACACGGCAAUGUGUUCUGGUUGUCACUCGGGACUGAAAGAGGCUCUGUUUAUUUUCAUGUUACAAAAACCACUUUCCACGUGCUUCCUGUUUGGGAUUGAGGGGCUCUCCGAGGUCCACUUGACAACUGUGCUCAUUUCUCAUUGACAAGUGGCACGGGGGUUGUGACGUUCUUGACAAGACGGGUAACCAUUCCCGAACUCGUGUUCUGGAGGGAUAGCCCUUCAGGGACCUGACACGUCUUAACCUCAGGUCUCCCAAGCGGGGGACGUGGGCACCAUACCAGUUUGUCACACAGUGAGGUUUUCCCGCAGUCCAACCACAUGCUUAGAGGAAAGCAGUGUCCGACCCUCAGCUCUCCUGGGGCCCUCAAGUUAUAGCCAACAUUACUGUCUUAAUUCACUUUCAAAACAAAAAUAACUUUGAUGAUUGGCAAGAAGGGUGCUUCCCAGGCAAGCCCCUCCAAAAACGCAGUGUGGUCCUGUGAGCCGCUGGGACUCUGUUCAACGCUAUCCUCCUGCAGCCGCGGGCAGGCUCGGCUCCCCUGCCAGGUCGGGGCUGGGCUGGGCUGGGCUGCAGAGGACGCUGCAGCAUGUGAGCAGAGGCGCCCAGCGUUGUGGCUCGCCUGAGCAGAGGUGGCCGUGGGCCCAGCAGUCCAGCUUCUGGACACCCUGGCUGACACUCUCACUGGCCGCCAUGGCUCCUGCAGCUCUCCGGGAGAACACGCGGGGUCGUAAUGGGGUUCUCCAGACAUCAGCGGCCCCAGCAGCGCCGUGCUGGAAGGUUUGAGAAUCCUGACUGGUCAAGGGGUUAGAAUACAUCACAUUCCUAUGCAAAAUGGUUUUUAACCUGCAGUUUAAUGUAGUUUAUUUUUGCUAUAUGUAAAGUAUUUUUAUACGGCUUGUAUUAUGAUAGUUGAGCAAUAAAAUGGUUGAAAGCAA
This is a messenger RNA of Marmota monax (woodchuck), 7195 nucleotides long. It is a transcript of the gene Nfatc2, whose product is annotated as nuclear factor of activated T cells 2. Bases 216 to 2957 code for a protein of 913 amino acids. Gene Ontology annotation, biological process: regulation of transcription by RNA polymerase II; calcineurin-NFAT signaling cascade; cytokine production. Gene Ontology annotation, cellular component: transcription regulator complex. Lineage: Eukaryota; Metazoa; Chordata; Mammalia; Rodentia; Sciuridae. The transcript has 11 exons. The record is from RefSeq and is a predicted model, not a curated record. Gene Ontology annotation, molecular function: DNA-binding transcription factor activity, RNA polymerase II-specific; transcription factor binding; RNA polymerase II cis-regulatory region sequence-specific DNA binding.